AUGGCCGAGGGGAACUGAAGAUCACUAAGACCAGUGGGAGCUCUGGGAGGGCGUGAAGUCACCCAGCCCCAGGGUGGGGAAGGCGAAGAGGGCGGGGGCUUCAGGCGCGCACCCGAAAGAGGGUGGGAGAGGAGGAGAAAGGGGGUGGGGGGAGUGUGCAGAGAGAGGGAGAGAAGAAAAGGGAGCGCGCUCGCUGCCGCCGCCCUCCUCUGGAGAGAAUCUGGAGAGUGGCAGAGCUAGGCUGCUGAGAAGAGCCGCAUUUCAAUGAGGACGGGCUCAUGCAAAUCACUGCAAUAAGGGCAGAAGCUGAAAACGCGGAGCCCGAGCAGCUGCUGCAGACCAGCCUCACCAUUGCUAGCACCACCAUCACCGGCACUGGUACCUUAGCCGCCUUCGCUACCACCACCACCAGCAACAGUAGCAUCACCCAGGCGAGGAGAGGAGCAGCGGAGGGGCCAAGAGACAGAACCGUUAACAAAGACGUUUGGCAGCGUCUCUCUGUGGACCUGAUUCCAUCUUGAACAUGUCUUUUGGGAGAGAUAUGGAGUUAGAACAUUUUGAUGAGCGGGAUAAAGCGCAAAGAUAUGGCAGAGGGUCUAGGGUAAAUGGCCUGCCCAGCCCGACCCAUAGUGCCCAUUGCAGCUUUUACCGCACCCGCACUCUGCAGACCCUCAGCUCAGAGAAGAAAGCCAAGAAAGUCCGUUUCUAUCGUAAUGGAGACCGAUACUUCAAAGGGAUUGUAUAUGCCAUCUCCCCAGACCGAUUUAGGUCCUUUGAGGCUCUGCUGGCUGAUCUGACCAGAACUCUGUCUGACAAUGUGAAUUUGCCCCAGGGAGUGAGAACAAUCUACACCAUCGAUGGGCUUAAGAAGAUUUCUACCUUGGACCAACUAGUUGAAGGAGAGAGUUAUGUGUGUGGCUCAAUUGAACCCUUCAAAAAACUGGAGUACACCAAGAAUGUAAACCCUAACUGGUCAGUAAAUGUCAAGACAACCUCUGCUUCCCGUACGGUGUCUUCACUUGCCACUGCCAAAGGCAGCCCCUCAGAUGUGAGGGAGAAUAAAGAUUUCAUUCGGCCCAAACUAGUCACCAUCAUCAGAAGUGGUGUGAAGCCACGCAAAGCUGUCCGGAUUCUGCUGAACAAGAAGACCGCCCAUUCAUUUGAGCAGGUUCUCACUGAUAUAACUGAUGCCAUCAAACUGGAUUCAGGAGUGGUUAAGCGCCUGUAUACCCUAGAUGGGAAGCAGGUGAUGUGCCUUCAGGAUUUUUUUGGUGACGAUGACAUUUUUAUUGCAUGUGGACCAGAGAAGUUCCGUUACCAGGAUGAUUUCUUGCUAGAUGAAAGUGAAUGUCGGGUGGUAAAAUCCACUUCCUACACCAAAAUAGCUUCAACAUCCCGAAGGAGCACCACCAAGAGUCCUGGUCCAUCAAGACGCAGCAAAUCCCCAGCUUCAACCAGUUCAGUUAAUGGAACCCCUGGUAGUCAGCUCUCUACUCCCCGCUCUGGGAAAUCUCCAAGCCCAUCUCCAACCAGCCCAGGAAGUCUGCGGAAGCAGAGGAGCUCUCAACAUGGUGGCUCCUCUACCUCACUAGCAUCCACCAAAGUGUGCAGCUCCAUGGAUGAAAAUGAUGGACCUGGAGAAGAAGUGUUGGACGAAGGCUUCCAGGUUCCAGCCACAAUAGCGGAAAGAUAUAAAGUCGGAAGGACAAUAGGCGAUGGAAAUUUUGCUGUGGUGAAGGAGUGUAUAGAAAGAUCAACUGCUAGAGAGUAUGCCCUGAAAAUCAUCAAGAAAAGCAAAUGUCGAGGCAAAGAACAUAUGAUCCAGAAUGAGGUCUCUAUUUUGAGAAGAGUGAAGCACCCCAAUAUCGUUCUGCUGAUUGAGGAGAUGGAUGUGCCAACUGAGCUGUAUCUUGUCAUGGAAUUAGUUAAGGGAGGCGACCUUUUCGAUGCUAUUACCUCCACGAACAAAUACACAGAGAGAGAUGCCAGUGGGAUGCUCUACAAUUUGGCUAGCGCCAUCAAAUACCUGCAUAGUUUGAACAUUGUUCACAGAGACAUUAAACCGGAGAAUCUGUUGGUUUAUGAACACCAAGAUGGCAGCAAAUCUCUAAAGCUUGGAGAUUUUGGCUUGGCGACCAUUGUAGAUGGCCCCCUGUACACUGUCUGUGGUACCCCUACAUAUGUGGCUCCUGAAAUCAUUGCAGAAACUGGGUAUGGCCUCAAGGUGGACAUCUGGGCAGCUGGUGUGAUUACUUAUAUCCUGCUGUGUGGUUUCCCUCCAUUCCGUGGAAGUGGUGAUGAUCAGGAAGUGCUUUUUGAUCAGAUCCUGAUGGGUCAAGUGGACUUUCCUUCUCCAUACUGGGACAAUGUAUCUGAUUCUGCCAAGGAACUGAUUACCAUGAUGCUAUUGGUGGAUGUUGAUCAGCGGUUUUCAGCUUUGCAGGUCCUUGAACAUCCAUGGGUCAAUGAUGAUGGCCUCCCUGAGAAUGAACAUCAGCUGUCAGUAGCUGGAAAGAUAAAGAAGCAUUUCAACACAGGCCCCAAGCCCAACAGCACAGCAGCCGGGGUUUCUGUCAUAGCACUGGACCACGGGUUUACCAUCAAGAGAUCAGGGUCUUUGGACUACUACCAACAACCAGGAAUGUAUUGGAUAAGACCACCGCUCUUGAUAAGGAGAGGCAGGUUUUCCGACGAAGACGCAACCAGGAUGUGAGGAGCCGGUAUAAGGCACAGCAAGCUCCCCCUGAACUCAACUCUGAAUCGGAAGACUAUUCACCAAGUUCAUCGGAGACUGUUCGCUCACCUAACUCACCCUUUUAAUAAAAAAAAAACUAAAAAAAACCCUAAAAAAAAAACCCUUUUACAAAAACCACAGCCCUUGCUUAACCCUUUGAGACUCUUAAAUUCUCCAAACUUGUGUGAAAGUUUCAUCUGAUCUAUCUGGCACUAAAAUGUUUGAAUGACAGAAAAGAAAAGUGUGCUUAUGGUCAUUUUGAACCCAUUUCCUUAUGAUGAAUGAGAUGACACACGUUUUUUGUUGAGAUGGCAACUUGCUGCUAAUAGGAUCCUCAAAGGGUUAAGUAUAUUUUGCAAUUACUUUUUUUUCUUUUUAAAGAUAGAAGCAAUGAAUGUUUUCAUCAGCCAAGCUAGGAUCUGCAGUAUGUCAUUAUAGCACACGUUAACCCUCUGAGUGCAUCGAUUUCUUUAACAUUAUAUCGGGAGGCCUCGUUAGGGAAUUAUUCAGGCCUUUUGGACUUAUACACAGAUGUUUCAGUGCUGUCAAUCUGGAUAGUUGGGGUGAAGCAGAGUCAGUAACUAAGCCAGACAUCCAGAAUAUAAUCUUGCUCCUCCCUCUUUGUGGGUUAAUGGCAGCUUCCUAACAUGGGUGGGUAUAAGAAAUAAAACACUCCUCUUAGAAAAGCAAAUGGAUUCAUGAUAGCUAAUCAACGCCGGUCCCAAUGGGGUCUGGCUCCUGGAAUGGAGGGAACUGGUUUCAUGUCAGGGGAACUAGGUGGUGCUCACCCCCAACAAGUCUACUUAUGAUGGUGUGCUGAUGCCCCUGUAAAUGCUGCUUCCACAUCAUCUGCUGCUAGUGCCAAUGUAGACUCUUGGGAAUAGUUAUAUCCCAUCUUUAUCUUAGUGUGUGAGGAUCUAAUCAGAAUCACAUUUUUUCUACAAAAAAGAAAACACAAAAUACUGGGAGAAAAAAGCAAUAACCUUGCCAGUUUCUCUGGAGCACUGGAAUUUCCAGUGCAAAGAUGGAAAAUGAUCCAGCUCUUCAUCACUUUGGGUUCCUCCUGCUCUGAGAUAUGUAUAUAUACCAUAAGACCAAUAUAUAGGGGAACUGGGAUAAAGGGAGGGGGGAUCUUGCCUUCUUUGCAAGACAGUAGCUGAAGGCUUAGCUGAAGGGGAGAAAGAAAGUAGAAAGAUGAAUCUGAAUUUUCUUUAAAAGGAGAAAGAAUAAAAAUGCUUUUUUAACCAAAAAUAUUGGUGAUACGAUUUAAACCACAUGCAUUGCUUUAGACUACUUACCCAGGCUCUCCCUGGUAAUACCAAACACAUCAGCAGUUGAGGGAGGUUUAGAUAGGAGCCUUACUGUUAUGAGGACAUAACAACCAUCGCCAGCUAUGGCUUCCUGGCAUAUCUGGCAACAACUUUCACAUAGAAAUUCUUUUCUUUUUUCCCCCAGCAAUAGGCCAAUUCUUGUCUAGGGUCUGUUUUUCACUCCUAUUCUCUGCUCUUAGUAAAUGCAUCUUUCUCUCAUGCUGUGUCUCUAGUGAAUUUCCAGUAGCAUAUAUAAUCUUUGAGCAAUGGGAUUUCAUAUGUCCCUAGUUCUUUCCUUUGAGAUCGAGUCACUGCAAUGUUCAAAGGAGAGUGAAGCCUUGUUUGCUUGGAGGCAGGAGGCUGAACCAAAUAACCUCCUAAGGUCCUCUUCAGCUCCACGUUUUGUAAAGAAGGAAGCAGUGAAUCAUAUCUUUUAGCAAAAUUGCAUUGACUGACUUGUACAUUAAUUGCUUUUCACAGUGUUUUUGAUGUUCUUCCCUUAAGGGUUUUAAAAGAUAGUGUAUGUAGUAGCAGAAAUUUUGCUCCGAAUUUUGUGUUUGGCUUCUCUAGUCUUUUUUUCCCCCCUCCAAUAGAAAAUGAUCUUCAGAGUAUACUUUUUACUCUUUCAUUCAUGCACCAUAGUCAAUAUUUCAACAUUUCCAUAUUUAAACUGCAGUGCUUUUGGUGGCACGGUGUCCCAAAGCAUUUUACCUUCCCACUAUUAAGUUUAAUUUUUUUAGUAUGUGUCAUCCUAACAUAUAUGUCAGCAAUGUACACUUCAUUGGGAGUUUUGUUUUUCUUUCAAGAGCCUGAGGUCACAGCACAUGUGAUCACAAGCUAAAGUAAAUGAAUUGUUUCUGAAGAGUAAAGGGUUCCCCUUUGUAUUUUCAGAGCUCAAUUAAAAGAACCCAAAGAAUCCAUGUUGGUGUGGUUCUGAGUAGAUUAAAACCUUUGAUUUGGAUGACAAAAUUCUAAAGCUAGAAAUUGCGGUACCUUUUCAUUCAAUAACCUAAUUGGUAGUUGAAGACACAGAUCUGGUGAGAAAAAAAUCGCCUUCUCUAGACCGAUGAAGUAAAACACUUUUAUAAAUCUUGGAAAUAGUCAUUUAAUUGGCCUCACCUCCUAACACAAGAAUAGGAAGAAUCAUAUGGCCAAACAGCAGUCUGCUCUAGAAUAAAUGUGCUUUUCCUUUCUUCCUUGGGAUCAGUUCGUUUAUAAAUUCUAUUUGGGGGGAUGGCACUAAAUGUAUUUCAACAGCAUCUGGUAUAGAGUAGGUGCCCCACUCAGUCAAGCCUUUGUAUCAACAAAGUCUGUGAAUCACUCCAUAGAUUGUAUGCAGCUUUGGUGCCUGAACCCAAUGGUGUUGGGGAUAGAGGAUACCUCAAUUCUGAGUGAUGUAUGCUAAAUAAACUGUGGAAGAAAAGGUACCCAGCUUAUUGAGAAGGAAUAUUGAGUCAUCCCACAGAAUGCAAUUUUGAUUGGCAUUUAUUUAGGUCCAGUAAGUCAGAGAGCAUAGCUGUACUCAGAGGGUUAACAUAAAAGCACAAAGCGUGCCAAUUACAUUGGUGUAUGCAAACUGCUUCACUUCUUAGUCUUUGUUUCCCGAUUUUGUUUCCAGAAAAUUAAUCCCAAGAUGAUCUUCCAUUUGAAAUAGCUAUGUGUUGUUCUUCUGCAAGGAAUUUCUAUAACCAAAUUCAUCUUCCUUUCUGUUGCACCAAUCAGAAAAAUUCAGUGUAUUAUCAUUAUGAAAGUAUGAGUCUAUAGUUAAAAGUUGAAAUUCUAACCCUACCAGUGAUUCCAGAUCUUUUUUUCCCUAAGUCUUGAUAAUCAUUUAUGACGGUGACAUAGAUGACUGAAGCCGUCUUCCCUUUAGAGCAAAGGAAUAACAAUAUGACAUUUUCAAGGGAGUUCUGAGAUUCUGCUUUGUGGUUGAGUAGUGUACUAGUUAAGGGAAAGCUACUUUAUUAUGCAUUGUGUAAAUCAUCUUUGUCAAUGCGAACUGUUCAUAUUAAUGAACACAUCCAUUUUCUUUUCUUCACAUUGUAGCAGAAACCGUUUUACUUGUUAACAAUCAACCAAUAUGUGAUUUGCUUCAGACUGUUAGAGGGAAAAGAGAGAUUCAAGUCUUUGAAAAAUGUUAUUGCUUUAUACAGUAGCCCUCAUCUACUUUCCAUGUGGUGCAUUUAACUAAAAUAACCAACAAGAACCCUGUGAAUAAACUACUGAAAAAGCCUGGCGUCUUGUAUUCAAUGGGGCCCGCCACCACAGCCCAGUCCGGUAGUACAGUAGCAUAUGGUGGUUAGCCAACCUGUCAAGCACUGUCGAAAUGAAAGCAAUAUAUCCAUGAAUGAAAGGUAAAUUGCAAUCCUUUGCCCUUUGAGGUAUAUUUCAGUCAGGGAGGGGAACAAAAAGGAAAAAGAAAAAAGAAAAAUGGGCUCUGAGGGUCACAGUGCUACCAUAUGACCACAGGUCAAGUACAUUAAAUCACUGUUAUUUGCUGGCCAAUGGGCCACAUUAGAAAAUUGUAUCCCCUGUAUUGAGUUUAGAUUGUGGUGAGGGAGAUCUUUCUUAGCAUUAUUGUGGUACCCGCGAGCCCUGCUCUAGUCAAGGGUCUGUCAGCAUUUCCAUUACAAACUCCUAUUUUCAAAGGUUUUUAAUUUGACCAUAAAAAAUGUGCUCCCGGCUGAAACUUGGCAUGUACUGCCUCAACCAGGGGGUGAAGGAGGGCUUGCUUUCUCAUCUCCCUCCACCCAGCUCUCCCUGCAGAAAAGAAAAGAAUUCAUUUUGGCCCUUUACUGACAGUUAUAGAAGGGCACCAAGAAAAUCAGACAUAUUAGCUUGAGGGUGGAUAUUCAUUUGCAUAGGGUUUUUUUUUUAAACCAUAAAUAAAUCACCACCCAGGUCAGUUGGCCUGUGGUAUGGGUGAUAUAUUUCUUUCUGUAAUUUGUGAAUCAUUUUUAAAGAAGAUUUGGAAGUGCUUGAUUGACUUUGUUAUCCAUUCAAAGAUUUGCAAGGACUUUGAAUAGGCAAAUCAGAGGGUAGGGCUUUCCUUGGUAUUCUCAGCCCAAUCCCUUUAUAAAUUAGAAAGAAUCCUCUCCAAUAGGCUAUCACUUUGCAUGCAGUGAUAGAAGGUCACACAUAUGCUUAUUUAAUAGUGGAGUAUGGAUUUACACAUUAAACUAUAAGAGUUUCAUGGAGCCAUUUAAUUCUGCUAGGCAAAAAUACUCAUUAAAAGCACUCCUAUGAUUGGUGGCUAAGGUGGAAUGGAAAUCCUAGAAGGAAGUAUCUUUAAUUUUUCAAAAUACUUGCUCAAAUACUUCACCCUGAAUUCUUAGCCACAGCAAAGAUGUCUUAAAAUGUUAGUUAACUUAUGUUUCUGUGUGAGAACAUACAGAAUGGUCUCACCAAAUAUGUUAGGAAAAAAAAAAAGACUCUGGGGGUGCUUUUAAUGGGGGCUUUUUUUUUUUCAAAUGGUACAAACAUAACCUAUCAUCCAGUAACAUUAAGGGUCAUAAACUGGUGGGAAACAGGAAAUUCAGUGUAGAGGCUUAGGAUGCCUCUUUGAAUUUCCUUGGUUGUACUUCAGGAUUGCAGCUCCCAUGACCAUUUUUCAGUGAGCUUCCAAAUGGCAGGUGUUUUUAACAUGAAGUCUGCAAUAUUUUGGCCCACUGAGGCAGUCAAGGGAUCUAAUUUCAUCCUCCCCUGGAGGGAGGGGGCAGCAGUCUUUAAAAUUCAAUUUUACCUGUAACUUAACUGGACUUCUUUCUUUCUUUUGGGGGUGGGGGGUGUCAAUAUAAUUAAGAUCCUUAAUGUUACUUGAAUAUAAAAUUGUUUCAUUUUGCUGUGAACAUAGUUUGUGUGUUUAAGUAACAUCUGUCCAGAAACCAUCCCUGUUGAUAUUAAAAGAAGGUAGUCUUUUUUUUUUAAGUGAUAAUAAAGACACUAUAGUAUCAGCUCAUUCAAGUCUAAUAAAGUAUGGUAAGAAGAAGGUCUUGAAUAGUUCCCAAGGGACAAUUUUUCACUCUUUGGUGUGUUCUCAGAAAGAAAAAAAAAACCAAAACUGGUCCAAGGUUAGCAACAUCUCUGUAACUUUUUUUAUUUUAUUAGGAAAUUAAUAAUACCAUUUUUCAUCCUGACUGAAAGAAAAUUAUUAAAGGAUUAGUUGAGUGUGAAAUUAAGUAGUAUUUUUCUCAUGCAUGCUAAAGAGGUAUGCAAGGAGCUCACUGCAUUCAAACAAGUCUCUGAAUGGUUUCAAUUCUGUGCAAGACAAAAUUAACUGUUUCCUUUGAAAAUACUGAACUUAACAGUUGCUGGGUGGAUCAGAUGACAGAGGUUAAUCUUUAAUUUUCAGGAGACUAAUGAAAUAACUUUCAAAUGAUUUGUAUCAAUGAUUAAAGCUGAAAUGAGGUCCAAUUUUUUCUAAUCCCUCAGUUUAUGCUAACAAAUGUAGGUUAAUGUGGAAUGGAAUCAUCUGUGAUAUAUUAUGUUCAUUUCUGAACUCAGCUUUUUUGAUGUUGCUUGUUUUUAUGUAAAACAUGUUCUUUAAAUUAAUAAAAAUAGUAGUACUUGGUGUAUAAACCACUACGGAAUACCUUA
Messenger RNA from Monodelphis domestica (gray short-tailed opossum), 8640 nucleotides. RefSeq names its product doublecortin like kinase 1 (gene DCLK1). Gene Ontology annotation, biological process: photoreceptor cell development; axoneme assembly; intracellular signal transduction. Gene Ontology annotation, molecular function: ATP binding; microtubule binding; protein kinase activity. Gene Ontology annotation, cellular component: axoneme; neuron projection. Lineage: Eukaryota; Metazoa; Chordata; Mammalia; Didelphimorphia; Didelphidae. The record is from RefSeq and is a predicted model, not a curated record.